ACAUGUCAUAAUUGUAUUUGAUGAGUCAUUCAUUUUACUUAGAGUUUAGUACGUCACUGUCAAUCAACCAUUAAAAAACUACGGUUGUAUUGUUUUACUCGUACUAGACAUAAUGCUAUACUACACAUAUUCAUUUCGCAUUAUACUAAGAACACGAUUGAAUCGGCGCAAUGGUGGGGUCAACGAAGAUAGUCAACGCCUCGUGGUCUGGUCGCUUUUCAGUGUCGUCACUUCAUUCCAUCUGUAAUCAUGUCGAUCGUAUCGCAAUUUCUACCAUUCGCCACAUGCUUCAAGUUACACCUGUUGAAUUUCGUAAAUUUAUAAUCGCGUUUUCUCCGUCCGUUUCUAAAUCUUCAUCUUUGUCAUAAGUGACACUUCGAACAAAUAAUCCAAGGUGAUCUUUAUCUUUUUAUUGUGUACAAAAAAUUUGUACUCUGUUCAAAUCAAAAACUUCACGUAAGAAAUGGAAGAAUCUCACAGAUAUGAGGAAUCCGAUCUGUAUAAGGAACAGUCACCUUGGAGUUUACGAAAAUUGGGAGAUAUGGUUCCGGCACGAGUCGUGCUCUACAUUCUUUCGUUUUCUGGAUUCCUUGUGUCUUUUAUGAUGAGAACGGACAUUAAUAUUGCCAUGGUGGCUAUGGCAAAGCUGCCAUCGAACAAUGAAACUAUCGCAGUAACGUCUCACUGUUAUACAAUAUCGAAUGCGUCACAUUCAGAAAAUAUCACUACUGUAAUCAGACCGGAGGAAGCUGGCGAGUUCGAAUGGAGUCCAGCUAUUCAAUCGGCCAUCCUCAGUUCCUUUUAUUGGUGUUAUAUACUUUCGCAAAUGCUUGGAGGUAUUCUUACUCAGUACUUUGGCACUAAAACCAUAUUUGGCGGAUCUCAAGUCAUCACUGCUGUCUGCAGUCUGCUUAUGCCAACUGCCGCGGAGAUUCAUUACGGGGCAAUGAUAGCGUUACGCAGUAUACAGGGCAUUGCAAGUGGACUUACGUGGCCCGCCAUGUAUGCCGUCAUCGGACAUUGGAUUCCACCCGUGGAACGAUCACGCUUUAUGUCUUCUUUCCAAGGGUUCAGCAUCGGUAUCGGAUUGACCUAUCCGUUGUGCGCAUUCAUCAUCGCCUAUCUUGGAUGGAGGGCUGUAUUCUACACGACUGGCACCGUCGGUCUUAUCUGGUGUAUCUUUUGGUAUUUUUGCGCCUUCGACACACCUGCCUCGCAUCCUCGGAUAUCUAGACCGGAACUACGAUACAUUCAAGAAUGUGUUAGAAGCCAAGUUAUUGGAGCAAACGAGGACUUGCCCGUUCCUUGGAAAUCUAUUCUCACGUCUUUGCCAGCAUGGGCAAUUGGCAUUACAACUUUCGGAAGAAUAUGGGUACAUUAUGUCUUUAUUAUUCCUGGCCCGAUGUAUAUGAAAACGGUGUUGGGAUUCAGUAUAGAAGCAAAUGGUAUCCUGUCAGGUGCACCAUUUAUCUGUAGCUACUUAAGCUCGGUUGUGUUCUGCUAUGUUGCGGAUCUCCUAGUCACGAAACAAAUCAUGACUUUAAUCACUGUGCGCAAGAUAUUUACUGCACUAUCUCAAGUGGUUCCUGGACUACUUGUGAUUUUAAUUGGAUACUUAGGCUGCGAUAUUAUCCUAGUUUUAAUCGUUUGGUUCAUAGCUGUUACUCUUAUAACUGCCGGCUACGCGGGCGCAAUGGCUAAUAUCGUCGAUAUUGCACCCAAUUUUGCUGGGCCAGUGUUAGCAUUCGCGCAGACAAUUCAUAUGACCGCUAGUUUCCUAUCUCCUAUAGCAGCUGGCCUGCUCACACAAGAAAGCCAAUCUCUUGAUUCGUGGAGAAAAGUAUUUGCAGUUACUGCGGGUGUAUCUUGCAGUACGUACAUCGCCUAUCAAAUAUUUGGUACGGCGGACAUACAAGCGUGGAACUAUCCAGAUCAAAAAUAUCCUCAAUCUGUUCGAGAAGAUUCUCCGUUAAAUGAUUUGCAGAAAAAGAGCAAGAUUGUUCCGAGCCGAAAAAGCCUGUCAGAACAAAUAUAAUAUUUCUAUUUAAGUUUAUUUUUUCUUGUUAUCAUUCCUUACAGUGAAAUUUAGAUCUCUUGACGCACAGAGAGCACAGUUGAAUAUAUGAAAAAUACCUAUUUUUAGUAUUGUUUUAUUAUAUUAUAUUGUAAAUAGAUCUAAUUGUUGAUAUGGAAGAAAUUAUAUAGUUGUCAAGGUAUACUCUUAUUCACUCUUAAUUAUGUAUACGUUUGUGUGUGUGCGUGCGUGUGUGUGUGUUUCACAAUUUUUUUUAAAGAAAUUUUUUAUAUAUUUGAAUAAAUCUUCUAGAAAAGUAAAAGAAUAAAUAAAGAAUUUAUUCUUAUACUUUUCUUAAUAUGUUUAUUUUGUCUUAUUUCACAUGUUACAUUUAUAGUCGUAUAAAUGUAAUCUUAUCUUAUAACAAAUACUUAAAAGAUGGGUUUAUAUGGAAGCAUUUUUAGUUGUGAUAGAUAUUAAAGAAUACAAAUACGUAAUUUAAUUCAAAAUAUAUGAACAUAUAUAGUUUUAUUAA
Molecule: messenger RNA, 2549 nt
Organism: Monomorium pharaonis (pharaoh ant)
Lineage: Eukaryota; Metazoa; Arthropoda; Insecta; Hymenoptera; Formicidae
Gene: MFS17
Product: sialin
Exons: 12
Coding region: 464-2035 (523 amino acids)
Biological process (GO): monoatomic anion transport; transmembrane transport
Cellular component (GO): plasma membrane
Molecular function (GO): transmembrane transporter activity
Source: RefSeq, a predicted model, not a curated record